Molecule: messenger RNA, 2736 nt
Organism: Linepithema humile (Argentine ant)
Lineage: Eukaryota; Metazoa; Arthropoda; Insecta; Hymenoptera; Formicidae
Gene: Mad
Product: max dimerization protein 1
Biological process (GO): regulation of transcription by RNA polymerase II
Molecular function (GO): DNA-binding transcription factor activity, RNA polymerase II-specific; RNA polymerase II cis-regulatory region sequence-specific DNA binding; protein dimerization activity
Source: RefSeq, a predicted model, not a curated record
AAGAGCGUUUGACAUCGAUAAAUGCGUGCGAGUGUUCGCGAAGCGCGGAGGUGCCAAGCUAUCGCUCGCUCGCUCGCUGGUUUGCUUGCUCCGAAUCGUCCGUGAAUCGUCGUUAUUUGAGUCACCGUGUUCCUCGGUUGUUAUUCUCGUCAUCGUGAUCGCCGUUUGAUCGCUUGUUAGCGCGCUCGCUCUCUAUUCGCGUUCGGCAUUGUUCGUUGUCCGAUCAGCUCGCUCCCACCCCUCGCUACCGCCGCCGUCGUGCGCCCCUCCGCCCCCGUGGGAAACCUGUGAGAGAGCUAGUAGUGCUGGGCAGUGCUGAUCAUCCACAUAACACAGUGAACAGGCAUCAUUUGCAAUCGCGGUAAAUGUGAUACACACGGCGAGGAAGGAGCAGCGGAAAACAAGAGAAGUAUUCUGACAGGAAGAGAAGAAGAGGAGGUGUAAGAGACAGCUGAGUAAUCGCAACCAAAUCAGAAGCACAUCGCAGAAUACGAUUUCUAACGUAUCUAAAAGGACGCUGGGUGCUAAGGAACAUUUAAGCGAAAGGAUUCAAGUGUUAAAGACAUUUAGUGAUUGAUAAAGGAAAUUGUGCAACGGUUUGCAUACGAAAGAGAGAUAUUCGAGCCGAUUCGUUAAUUGGAAUUUGAUGGAAACGAUUGGAGCAAAGUCCAGCAACGACAAUUAAACAGGAGAGAGAAGACUUUAACCGGAAUAUUUGUUGAUUUUUAUUAUUCGUGACACAGACGCGCAAGAAAACUGUUCGUGAAUCAAAUAGAAGCAGCAGUGCAGAAGGAACUUUCCACACAUUUAUAUCGGCUGUCCGCCGCUACCGCCGCUGCCGCCGCCGCCGUCUUCGUCGUCAUUGUCGUCAUUGUCAUCGUCAUCGUUCGCGGAUCGGUGCACGCUUUUCGUUCGGUACGCGUCGUCAUCACUGCUCGUGCGCGUUGUUGAGCGCAGUUGAACGCGGUCCGAAGGAAGCCGAACACGGAGUCGUUCGAGGCGGCGCGGCGUGGCGGCCGAAGACAUCACGAUUACGUAUCUCGCAGCCCUCUCUUCCUUCAUCUGUGCGGCCGUCGUACGCGCACGUGCGCGUCUGUGUGUGUGAGUGUGGUGCGUGCAACGCGUGUGUCGUGUCUUUUGUCGCGUGUGUUGGCGCGAGAGCGUGCGGCAGAGGGAAAAAGGAGGAAGUACGCGUGAACGGAAGCCGCCAGGAUUACGCCAAACCGGGGAAAUAUGAGCAUUGCUGCCCUACUGCAAGCCGCUGAGUACAUUGAACGAAGGGAAAGAGAAGCUGAACAUGGCUACGCUUCAACGAUGCCAAUACCUGAUGAUAUGCGAAUGGUUGCAAAGAGGUCAAAGACAAAGAAAUCCCAAGGCAGCAGAACGACUCAUAACGAAUUGGAGAAAAAUAGGAGAGCCCACCUUAGAACUUGUCUCGAGAAGCUGAAGUUGUUAGUGCCACUCGGGCCUGAAACUUCGAGGCAUACCACGUUGGGCCUUUUGACUAAGGCCAAGCGUUUUAUCAAGAGCCUGGAGGAUCGCGAGCGCAAACAUGCCAUACACAAGGAGCAGUUGUCGCGCGAGCACAGGUUCCUGAAACGACGGCUCGAGCAGCUGACGAGCCUGAAUGGCCUUCACGCGCUUCACGGCCUCCAUGGGCUCAGCACGAGCGCGCCGACCGGAUCCGCCACCGCUGCGGCCGCCGCUGCCGCCGCCUCCGCUGCGAUGCUAUCCAAGCGGCGCAGCAUUUCCGAAUGCUCCCUAGGCACGGCGUCUACUAGUUCCACCGGGAGCUCCAGGAACUCCGACAGGUCUGCGGGCAGCCCAUCUAUCUCGGAGUCCGAUGAAGUGGACGUAAUUGGUUACACGAGCAAUCAAUCGGACACCGAUGAUCAUAGUAGCGUACAAAGUAGUAGCGACAGCGGUGUCGCAAUGUCCACCUCCAGGCUGACUCUUUCCGAGAUGGACAAUCUUUAGACAAACAGGCGGCGUGAUGGCGGCGAAAGAAGAAGCGGUUAAAGAAGAAAAAGAGAAAAGGACAGGGGAGGGGGAGGGAGAACGAAAAGAAGAAAGAUUCAUCAGGGCGUACGAAAAUUGACGGCGCGCGAGAUAUCGAUUCAUACACACUUAAACAUAAUACACACAAAAUACACAUUUAGAUUCAUAUUCGUACAACUUUGUCCUUCCAAAAUGGCCUGGCUGGCGAAGAUUGGAGAAUGAAGUCCUUGACGCAUCGCUCGACUUUGCGAACCUACAAAAAAUGGGAGAGAUUUCGGCAAUCAUCGAGGAAAUCAAAGGAGAUCGGUCGUUAGGAAGUGACUAUGCAAACCCUAGAGAAUAUUAUGGCAUGAAGAAAUAAAAUUAAAAAAAGAAAAAAAGAUAUCAUCUUGGUCUUAGCCUACAAUGUAAAAGAGACAAGAGAAGUCUUUGAUGCAUCCAUUAAAAAGAAAUCUGCGGAGAAGUUGAAUAGCUGACUUAAAAAAAAAAGGAAUAAUCUAUCAAUUAAUUUGAUAAGUGAAGACAAAAAAUUAUUUGAAGACAAGAAGAAGAAACGGUCUAUCCUACGGAAACGUUCGUCAAUAAACUUGAAAGAAAUAGGAGAAGUGAAGAGCAAGUUGAGCGAAAGAAAAAAAAAGAAUAGAAAAGCAGAAUAUGUAAAACAUAAGUCUUGUCGCGAAUUAUGUUUUACAUUCUUAGAGGAGAACAACAUCUGGAAAUGUUCUGGAAAACGGAAGA